UUAACGAUUAACGAAAUAAUACGGACUUAUAAUGGUACAAUAUGAAAUCAAUUUGACCGUUUACAAAGAGAAACAUGCCGACGUCAGUGCUGAACUUUGAUUCGGAGGGUGAAUACUCGUUCAAUUAUGCUUCAUAUGAAAGAGAGGACGUGAUUUCGCGCAUUAUGACCAGCAACAAGACAGGCAGCCAGCAGUUUAUUCUGUCAUCCAGCAGUAAUUUGCAGCCAGAGAAAAAUACCAGAGAACCUUCUAAACCAUCAAGAUGGCGUAUGCUUGUCAUCAUGUUGGCUUGCCUGUACCUCAACUACCUCACAUUUGGCAUGGCGACCUGUCUAGGUGUGGUCUAUGUUGCUCUUAUUGAAGACCUACAAUGUCUGAGAUCAGAAGCAGCGCUUGUCCAGAGCUUAUACUUGGGUCUAUCACUAGGAGGAACAAUUUUGUUUUCAAGGCCCUUGACCAAGUAUGACACAGGAUACUUUGUCAUGAUUGCAAACACAAUAUGUUGUACCGCCUUUGCAUUAUGUAUGGCUGCAAACAACGUCUGGGUUGUGAUAGUCCUGGUUGGGAUUAUUGGAGGACUCUCCGUGAGCGUUUCCUGUCUCUCUGCGGCAAUUGUUGUCAAUUGGACGUUUGGGGAAAACCGUCGGGUCGCCUUGAGCGUCCUCACGCUUGGAGCGGCUUUGGCUCAGACUACCUUACCGUUUCUGACCAACUUUCUGAUCGAUCAGUACGGAUGGAGAGGAUGUCUGCUGAUACUUGGAGGUCUCUUCCUGAACUCUGCUGUUUUUGGAUUCGUGAUACACUUGUCGAAAGACUAUUUUCAUAAACCAACACCUAACAAUAUAAGCAAGAAAAGUCCAGCAAUCUUCACUAUGAUAAAGGAUGUCGCUUUUCUUAUAUUUCUUAGUACAAUGUUCAUAUUUCCUGGUCUAGGACCAGUUGAACAAUGGUUUGUAGUGGACCUGAGCGUACUAAAAGGAUACACUUCUCAAGAAGGAACUGUUCUGCUCUCGCUUAACGGCGUAUCAGGUAUAUUUGCGCGAGUUUUCUCAGCAUUGUACAUCAAGUUUUACCCGAAAAGACGAUCAGAACAUGUGCUUUGCGUUGCUUUCUUGCUUUGGGGGUUGGCGCACUAUCUGAUUGUGACCGUACCAUAUUAUUGGGCAAUGUUUAUGGUCAUGCUACUUCGAGGGUUUGCAUCGAGUAUUGUCGUCGCGUUUAUACCUGCGCUACAAAUUGCCUUACGGGGACCAGACGAGUACCCUAUAGUUGCUGCAAUGACGUUCUUCGUCAAUGGGGUUGGGGAAAUUUUAGGUGGAUUUCUUGGAGGUUAUAGUGCAGACGUCACAGGCUCCUACAAUCUGAUAUUCUAUAUUGCAGCAGGCGCCUUUGUGUAUGAAGCAUUGAGCGUAGAACUUAUAUCGUCGAUACUAAAGAAAAGGGAUCGGAAAGAAAUCUCGCAGACUUACGAGAAGUUACCAGAUUAGUUUAUUCUUUAUGGCAGAAAUGCUGUCUAAUAUCGGUGAUACUAAAGAAAAGGGAUCGGAAAGAAAUCUCGCAGACUUACGAGAAGUUACCAGAUUAGUUUAUUCUUUAUGGCAGAAAUGCUGUCUAAUAUCGGUGAUACUAAAGAAAAGGGAUCGGAAAGAAAUCUUGCAAACUUACGAGAAGUUACCAGAUUAACUUAUUCUUAAUGGCAGUUAUGAUGUCUAAUAAAGAAAUGAAAGUUCUAUAAUGCGUUAUACUGUGUUGUUUUCGUUUUCUGGCACAACAUCAAUUAUCGUUCAAGCCUUUUGCUAUUAAU
Molecule: messenger RNA, 1804 nt
Organism: Mya arenaria
Lineage: Eukaryota; Metazoa; Mollusca; Bivalvia; Myida; Myidae
Product: monocarboxylate transporter 6-like
Exons: 3
Coding region: 75-1487 (470 amino acids)
Biological process (GO): transmembrane transport
Molecular function (GO): monocarboxylic acid transmembrane transporter activity
Source: RefSeq, a predicted model, not a curated record